Molecule: messenger RNA, 678 nt
Organism: Rosa chinensis
Lineage: Eukaryota; Viridiplantae; Streptophyta; Magnoliopsida; Rosales; Rosaceae
Product: phosphoenolpyruvate carboxylase 4
Exons: 3
Coding region: 270-590 (106 amino acids)
Biological process (GO): carbon fixation; tricarboxylic acid cycle
Molecular function (GO): phosphoenolpyruvate carboxylase activity
Source: RefSeq, a predicted model, not a curated record
AUGAAGUUACACAGGGGGCUUUUAGGGGAGAAGGAGACCCUUCUCCGUUGUCCUUCAUUUCUACAAAACAUAAAAAUCCCCUUUGAAGAAAACACAAAUUUGCAAACAAUAGGUCAUUUUGAGCAGGGCGGUUCAAACGAAAUUGCGACCUGGAAAGGAAGCGACAGUCCGAGUUUCAGAUGUUGCGAAAUAUAUAGGACAAAAUAAGGCAAAACUUUUGGUGAGGGUGGAAUCAGGAAUCAAAUCAUCUUCCUCACACCGCCAAAUGGAUGCAGAGUGCUUGUAGUAUGAGGCUGGCGGGGAUGGAGGACACGGCGGAGCUGCUGGAGAAGAAGCAAGCGUCGGAAAUUUCGAAGAUGAGCUUAGAGGAGGCACCCACUCUCACUCGUGCUUUCAGCCAUUACCUCAAUUUGAUGGGCAUUGCUGAAGUUCAUCACAGUGAUAGGGAAGCUAACAUUGAACCAGCAAUGUCAUCACAUACGGUGCACAACCCAACAAGCAGAAAACUGACUGAAGCAGCAUGUCAUUGCAACUCUUGCUCCACUUUUUGUUUAGAUAUUACUGGAGCAAGCAAUUUUUUGAUAGGCUAACACGUUUUGUUUAUAUACACCUGGAGCAACUAUAACUACUUUUUGGAAAAUAUUUCAGCAACAACUGUAAAUAAGUAAACCUUGGAUA